Hyla sarda is the source of this 1846-nucleotide messenger RNA. It is a transcript of the gene SLC22A31, whose product is annotated as solute carrier family 22 member 31. The record is from RefSeq and is a predicted model, not a curated record. Gene Ontology annotation, cellular component: membrane. The coding region runs from base 101 to 1843 and encodes 580 amino acids. Gene Ontology annotation, molecular function: transmembrane transporter activity. Lineage: Eukaryota; Metazoa; Chordata; Amphibia; Anura; Hylidae. The transcript has 9 exons. Gene Ontology annotation, biological process: transmembrane transport.
CACCUGGAGCGUCCCCCUUGCAGCAUUCCUCCACACGCCCUCUCUCCUCCCCCUCGUCUUUCUCCAGUCUCCGCCGCCGUUCCCAGCUUCUUGGACUGCCAUGGACUUUGAUGGGAAAGUGUGGCCUUUGGCGGGCGGGUUUGGUCGCUAUACCCGGCUGGUGGCCGCCGCUUCUUGGUUGCCCAAUAUAUUUGUGUCUAUGGGCUUCUUCACAGACGUCCUAUACACCGGCGUCCCCGACUACCAGUGUGGGGGGGUGACUGGGAGCCCCUGCAGUGGAGACAACAGCAGUCACCCAGGGACCGCACUCGGCAAUAGCAGCAGUUGCCCCGGGGGAUGGGGACUGCAGGCUCAGAGCUGGCUGGAAAAUACCCUCAUCACCCAGUGGGAUCUAGUCUGUGAGAACGGAUGGAAGGUGCCACUGGAGCAGAUCUGUUAUCUGAUUGGCUGGUUGUGGGGAUAUAUCAUAUUUGGAUGUAUAUGUGACAGGUUUGGACGUCGUAAUGCUUUUAUUAGUGCCCUGGUGGUGACCCUGCCCCUUGGGGUGGCUUUAUGCUUCUCUCCAGGGUAUCUUAGCUUCCUAGCCAUCAGAAUAGUCUAUGGUGCGUCUCUGGCUGGAAUAUUCUUGUCUUUCUACAUAGCAAGGUUAGAGCUUUGUCCCCCUGGUCUCCGGCUCAUGAUAACUAUGAUUGGAGGGUUUUUCUGGUUAGGAGGUGAGCUGCUGCUUCCAGGAAUGGCAGUGCUGUGUUCUGACUGGAAGGUCUUACAAGGGUCAAUAACUGGAGUGUUAUUGUUACUAUCAGGUUAUUGGUGCUGCCAGUUACUCUUCCCUGAAUCCCCCCGCUGGCUUUUGGCAACACAGCAGUUAAAUCGGUGCAAGGCAGAGCUCGGCCUCUUCUCCAGAGCGAAUGGAAUAGACACAGGAGAUGAUUUUGCUGGCCGAGAGAGUCUGUUUACAGAAAUAGACUCAUUGUGGGAGCGUUUUCCUCGUCCUCAAUAUUACAGCUUCUGCAGCAUAUUCAGGACUCGUCUUAUUUGGCGAAACGCGUUGAUUCUUGGAUUCACUGCGUUCAUUGGCUCUGGCAUCAGACCAUGCUUUGCUCGGAAUCUCAUGCCUCUAGGUGGCUCUGUUCCUUAUUUUCUACAGGCUGGUAGUGAAGGCCUUGCUUGUAUUUUCCUCUGCAUCACUGUGAACCACUGGGGUCGUCGUACAGUUCUUCUCCUUUGCACUAUCAUGACCGGGUUCUGUUCUCUACUGCUCCUGGCUCUAACACAAUACCUCUUUACUGCAGUAACCAUAGCCAUAUCGGUGCUGGGGUCCCUCUCUUCUCAUGCUGUUGUAAUGCUGAGUGUCUUUUACGCCAGUGAGGUGUUGCCAACAGUAAUCCGGGGCUCUGUCCUGGGCAUUAUUCUGGGACUUAGUAUGUUCGGUCGUGCUUCUCUUCCUAUGAUUGUUCUUCAGCAGAGAUCCGGGUUCUUCCUGCACCACGUUGUUUUUUCAUCCUUCUGUAUCCUGGCAGUCCUCAGUCUUCUGCUUCUGCCAGAAACCAAAAGGAAGGGUCUCCCAGACACUCUGAGGCAAGCAGACAGCCUGCGUCGUCCACCACUCCUCUUACAAGCUACUCAGGAUGCAGUGCCCCUGCUUUCCCACAACAAGCCUCGUGUUGACUACAACCCAGAUAGCUAUGCCCGUCUAGCAAGCUCCACAAAGAAAAUGAUUAGAACGAACUCUACAAAUGGACAAGAUAAUAAAGCUCUGACCAACGAUUUAAAUGGACUGCAGCAAGCAGAACAUAAUUUGUUCCCCAAACAUCGGGAACCGGUUUUUCUCAUGUCUGAUUAGGGA